Molecule: messenger RNA, 2250 nt
Organism: Trichoderma virens Gv29-8
Lineage: Eukaryota; Fungi; Ascomycota; Sordariomycetes; Hypocreales; Hypocreaceae
Exons: 3
Coding region: 1-2250 (749 amino acids)
Molecular function (GO): flavin adenine dinucleotide binding; NADP binding; N,N-dimethylaniline monooxygenase activity
Source: RefSeq, a predicted model, not a curated record
AUGUCCAAGUCUGUUUGCAUUGUCGGCGCCGGACCUUCUGGCCUUGUGGCGGCAAAGACGCUUCUUCACAAUGCACCCAAGGGACACUUCAAAGUCAGCAUCUUUGACAGCCAACCUGCCAUUGGAGGGCUGUGGCCGACUUCAAAGACCGAUUCAGGGCGUCUGGUCCAUCCAUUGAUGGUUGCGAACCAGAGCAGACACACGGUUCAGUUCAGCGACUUGGCCUGGGAAGACGAUGCGCCGCAAUUUCCGCGCGCAUGGCAGGUUGGCAAGUAUCUGGAGCAGUAUCAGAGCAGAUACCUCAAUGGCAACCCGGAUUUUGAGCUCCAAUUGAAGAGCCGUGUGGCAAAGGCAGAGAAGCGAAAUGACGGUACAGAAGGCUGGAAGAUACACAUUCAAUCGGGAGACAGCGAGGAGGCGAGGGAUUUUGACUAUUUGGUCAUUGCCUCUGGAUACUUUGGCAAGCCCAUCAUCCCUGAAUGCUUCCAAAACGCAAAGACCUCGGUUCCAAUCAUUCACAGCAGCCAAUACCGAGACCUGAAGGGGCUUUUGGGAGAGGGCAAGCAAAAGGGAGGCAAGAUUCUCAUUGUUGGAGGCCAAAUGUCCGGCGUCGAGAUUGCGGGCACCAUCGCGAGCCAUCUCUCAUCCGCCAUCAACUCUCUGGAGCAAUCAGACAUCACCGGAAUCGACAAAUACUCCAUUUACCAUGCAAUCCAGCGCCCUAUAUGGGUGUUUCCUCUGUAUACCACCCCCGAGCCUACAUUUGCUGCAGCUCCCUUUGCGCCUUUAGAUUUGGGCUCCUAUAACAUCAACAACCGGCCCAGACCACUGGAGAACACGCAGGGCCAUAUCAGCCAAGAACAUGCAAAUAUGGUCCAUACCAUCUUUGAGUCGUCGCUCGGUGACCAAGAACAAUUCUCCCCUCUAAUGAUGCCCAAUGAGCAGGAGAGAGACCAACCGGCAUACUUGGCCGUCAGUGACUGGUACAGCGAGUUCGUAAGAUCUGGCAUGAUCACUUUAUCGUUUGGCAAAGUUCUCUCUCUGGAGGGUGAUCUUGUCACUUUGGAUGAUCAUGGCGCUCAGAUCGAUGAUAUCGCUGCUGUGGUCCUUGCAACAGGCUUUGAUCCCUCUCCCUGUGUCAAUUUCCUGCCAAAGCAGAUUCUCGAGACGCUUCAGCACUCUCCGCGACACUACAGCCAAGCACUCGCCUUGGCAUUCCACGGUACCCAUCACCCAGAGGUUCCAAAUCUCGGGUUUGUUGGCUUCUACCGGUCCCCAUAUUGGGGCAUCAUGCAGAUGCAUGCCCGAUUCAUUGCUGAUUUGUGGUCUGGCCAAACCGGCUCGAAAUCAGAAGCCCUUGAGCGGAAACUUCAAACUGAUGAUUCUAUCAAGCGAACACUUAACCUACGAGACGAUCCUAGGCUUUCACAGUUCCCCAUGGGCGAUUACAUGUACUUGAUGCAAGAGUUUUCCGAAGCGCUUUCAAUACCUAUGCACGAAUCUAUUAUGCCAAAGACUCCGACAACUUCCCGAAAUAACCUUCCUCUCGAUACGCUUACGCCUGCUCGAUAUCCCUCACCUAGCGAUAGCCCCGAAGCAAAGGCCGAAGCCGAGAAAUCCUUGAAACAGACUCGCGACAUUGCUGUCGAAUGCCUUACAACUCCUCGUUUCGUCGCGCGAGGCGUUUUUAGAAGUCUCCUUGGAACAUGGAGGCUCGAACGAGACCUGAACAGUCGUCUUCCUUCCCACCCUAGCGGCAAGUUUGUCGGCACAGCUCAGUUUCUGCUCCGCGAACGAACUUCGGAGGGCCUCCAGUGCGUCUCUGACCCAAACAGCAUUGACACCUGCGAUGAGAAUGGCGGCGGAGAGGAUCUGGAAUAUCUGUACAUUGAAGACGGCGAAUUCAAAACAUCGUCUGGUUUCGGAUUCAAAGCGACUCGUCGAUACAUUUGGCGCUACGACUCAAAGAAGGACACCAUCAGCGUUUGGUUCGCUAAGCCAGACGAUCAAAAACGCGCAGACUACCUCUUCCACGAAAUCGAGUUCGAGGCGCCGCCCUUGGAUGAUAACAAGAAACGCGAAAAGGGGGGCUGGGCGGCAAAGGCUGGACAUCUUUGCAUUGACGAUUACUACAAUGUCAAGUACAACUUUGCGUUUAAGGCUGUGAAUUUGGAGAAAUGGAGCAUAGAGUACACUGUCAACGGUCCAAAGAAGGAUUACACCAUUCAUGGCACGUAUGAGCGGAUCUGA